UGAGGCCGCAGCGCCCCGGUUCCGGUUCCGGCCGUGUCGUGCAGCCGCCGGGAUGAUCAACGCCAUCCUGGUGUUCAACAACCACGGCAAGCCACGGCUCGUCCGUUUCUACCAGCACCUGGCGGAGGAGGCGCAGCAGCAGAUCCUCCGCGACGCUUUCCAUAUGGUGCUGCGGCGCGACGAGCACGUCUGCAACUUCCUGGAGUGCGGCAGUCUGUUCGGCAGCCCUGACUGCAAGCUCAUCUACCGGCACUACGCCACGCUGUACUUCGUGUUCUGCGUGGACUCCUCCGAGAGCGAGUUGGGCAUCCUGGAUCUCAUCCAGGUGUUUGUGGAGACAUUGGACAAGUGCUUUGAGAACGUCUGCGAGCUGGAUCUCAUCUUCCACAUGGACAAGGUGCACUACAUCCUGCAGGAGGUGGUGAUCGGUGGGAUGGUGCUGGAGACCAGCAUGAAUGAGAUCGUGGCACAGGCGGAAGCGCAGAGCAGGCUGGAGAAGGCAGAGCAUGCAGUGACAGCAGGGAUGGGAUUUGGGUGUGGGGCUGGCACCCACCGCUCCCCCCAGGGGGGGCUCUCGGCUGCGCCAUCCCGCGCCGUCUCAGCCGUGAAGAACAUCAACCUGCCGGAGAUGCCACGCAACAUCAGCAUCGGGGACAUCAACAUCAAAGUGCCCAACCUAUCGCAGUUCAUGUGAGCAUCCCAGCGUGGGGGGCCGGAGCUGAGGCUGACUCUGCUUGAGAUUCCUCAGUGCAGAAAUGUGGCUGUGGCGCAGCCAUGGUGGUGCUGCUCCUCCAUCCUCCCGGUGUGGGGCUCGCUCUGCCCGCCUGUGUUCCCUGCCCACACUGCUCCUGUUGGGGCCCUGAGAGAUUGGCGCUGGUGUCACGGGGCAGGGCAGCGGGGUGUGAGCUGCUGGGAGCUGCCAGUGUACCCUGCUGUGCCGGGAACACGUGGAUGUGAGCAGCGAGCGUGUCCUGUUCCAAAUAAACCACUGUGUGAACCCUUC
Lagopus leucura (white-tailed ptarmigan) is the source of this 1003-nucleotide messenger RNA. RefSeq names its product AP-3 complex subunit sigma-2. NCBI's taxonomy places the organism in Eukaryota, Metazoa, Chordata, Aves, Galliformes, Phasianidae. Gene Ontology annotation, cellular component: AP-3 adaptor complex; intracellular membrane-bounded organelle; membrane coat. The record is from RefSeq and is a predicted model, not a curated record. The transcript has 6 exons. Gene Ontology annotation, biological process: Golgi to vacuole transport; intracellular protein transport. The coding region runs from base 53 to 694 and encodes 213 amino acids.